AUGAAGCCUGCCGCCGUCAUCCUCGCCGUUUUUGCCGCCUCGGUUGCCGCCGUGCCGGUCGGCGAUAAGGUCGAGAAACGUCAAGCAGUGAAUUUGUUCUCUAUUUUGGAGAAUCUGCUACAUAUCAAGACCUGUACGGGACAGAAGUUUGGCGAUUGUCCAAAAAAGCUCCCUUACAUUGGCAAACGUUACAUUAGCGAGCGUAAGAGCGUCCCCCGCGAGGACAUUGUCAGCGUAGACACUAAUGCCUUGAUGGGCGCUCGCGGGUUGUAA
Molecule: messenger RNA, 273 nt
Organism: Clonostachys byssicola
Lineage: Eukaryota; Fungi; Ascomycota; Sordariomycetes; Hypocreales; Bionectriaceae
Source: the annotation of a GenBank genome assembly